This is a messenger RNA of Westerdykella ornata, 711 nucleotides long. RefSeq lists its product as uncharacterized. NCBI's taxonomy places the organism in Eukaryota, Fungi, Ascomycota, Dothideomycetes, Pleosporales, Sporormiaceae. Gene Ontology annotation, molecular function: DNA binding; protein dimerization activity. The transcript is spliced from 2 exons. The record is from RefSeq and is a predicted model, not a curated record. The coding region runs from base 83 to 664 and encodes 193 amino acids.
UGUAAACCGCUUUUCGAGUUGAGUAUCGGACAUCUACAUCCUCCCUUUCCCGUCAUCUGAACACGGCAAGCUGCUGCACACAAUGCCAAGACCGCCGCCACGGAACAAACUACGCUCCUUCAAGGACCGAGCUAAUGGGCUUUUCAAGAAGGGUGCCGAGCUACAUCACCUUGACGAUCUUACCGAAGUUCAUGUUAUAGUGCAAAGGGAGGGGUCCAACCCGCUGAUCUUCACGUCUUGCGAGCAGGGUAUCGGCAGUUGCGUAAGCCAGGAAUGGGUCGACGCUCAGUGUGCUAUCAUCAAACGCCCUGCAAACUUCCAAUCACUUAGUGAGGGAAUCGAGAUGGGCCGAGCCCUAUAUGUCCCAGCGGAUCUGUUAUCACAACCGUCGUUGGGGUCUUCACCUUCUGCGAAUAGCUCCUUGAGUAUGCCUCGCACACCUCCGCAGGACCUUGAAGACUUGCUCCCCCGCUACGAUACCCCAGUCAACCAAACCGAUACUGAGGAAGGCUUGCGCCCUCCACUUCCCGUACACACUAGGCAAGGAACUCGCAGCUGCACGCCAACCCCGUUGCCUCCAACUGCAGCCUUGGGGUUAUUACCGUCUAAACGUCUUUCCGACUCUACUGUCUCGCCUGCUAAGAGGCAGUCUUAUGGGUUUUAGGCACGGGCUAUGUACAAUAACUGUUCCUACCAUGUAGAAUACAAUCC